GUAGCCAAAAACGAGUAUCACGCAAAAGGAUGGAUGAUGGAAGAAACAAAGAGAAGGGAAAUAUCAGGAGGUGGGAGUACCGGAGCCAAACGCGGGUGUGUGUGUGUGUGAGGGAGAGAGAGAUGCAGUUCCAUUCAGAAACUCCAAACUAAACAUCCCUGGCGACAACCUUAGGAAUCUCGAUCGCUGAAAAAACCUAUGCAGCCCCGAACACACUCUCUGCAUUCCAACUUGUUUAAGUCAUGCCUUUCGAUUCACCCUUCUCUCAAUAAAUUUUUAAUCAGAUUCUUGGCCACCGCCACACUCAUAAUAAAGUUUUGUUUUUCCAAAUAAAGAUCUCUACACGGUCUCAACUCAAGAUUAAUUAAAUAAAAUUUGGAUAUGGAUCUAGGUUCUCAAUUCCUAAAGCUAGUUCAAGGAUGAGGGAUUUUAGUGGAUGAUAUCAUGUUAGAUUCUUAGAAUGGAAUGGCGACUCCUGUUGAGCCUCCAAAUGGGAUCAGAACUGAAGGGAAGCAUUAUUAUUCCAUGUGGCAAACCCUGUUUGAGAUUGACUCAAAAUACGUUCCCAUCAAGCCGAUUGGUCGCGGAGCAUAUGGAAUUGUGUGCUCUUCUGUGAAUAGAGAGAUAAAUGAGAAGGUUGCCAUCAAGAAGAUACAGAAUGCCUUUGAAAACCGGGUUGAUGCCCUGAGGACUUUGCGCGAACUCAAGCUUCUUCGCCACCUUCACCAUGAGAAUGUGAUUGCUUUGAAGGACAUCAUGAUGCCUGUUCACAGGAAUAGUUUCAAGGAUGUCUAUCUGGUUUAUGAACUCAUGGACACGGAUUUGCAUCAGAUUAUUAAGUCUUCUCAAGCUUUGUCUAAUGAUCACUGCCAGUAUUUCCUCUUUCAGUUGCUCCGGGGCUUGAAAUAUCUUCACUCCGCUAACAUUCUUCAUCGUGACUUGAAACCUGGGAAUCUUCUAAUCAAUGCAAAUUGUGACCUAAAAAUAUGUGAUUUCGGGCUAGCUCGUACUAAUUGCAGCAAGAACCAGUUCAUGACCGAGUAUGUUGUCACUCGGUGGUAUAGGGCACCAGAGCUCCUACUCUGCUGUGACAACUAUGGGACAUCUAUUGAUGUUUGGUCAGUUGGAUGUAUCUUUGCAGAGCUUCUUGGCCGAAAACCGAUUUUCCCUGGUUCAGAGUGUCUCAACCAGCUGAAGUUGAUUAUCAAUAUCCUUGGUAGUCAAAGGGAGGAGGAUAUUGAAUUCAUUGAUAACCCAAAGGCAAAGAAGUAUAUCAAAUCACUUCCUUAUUCUCCUGGAACCCCCCUUUCGCAACUUUAUCCUAAUGCGCAUCCAUUGGCAAUUGAUCUUCUGGCAAAGAUGCUUGUUUUCGAUCCAACAAAGAGGAUCAGUGUCACUCAAGCACUUCAACACCCUUACAUGGCCCCUCUGUAUGAUCCUAACUGUGACCCUCCAGCCGUCAUUCCAAUUGAUCUUGACAUUGAUGAGGAUCUAGGGGAAGAGAUGAUAAGGGACAUGAUGUGGAAAGAAAUGCUUCAUUACCAUCCUGAAUCUGCUAUGGAGAGUGCAGGGUUGUGCUAAUGAUAUUUACUUCCUUUCAUAGUUAUGUUCCCUUUUGUUGGUGCCAGGAUAGUUCUAAUAUCAUAACUUGCUUCAAAUAAUUAGGAGGGCUUUGUCAUCAGUGAGCUCCUUAUAUGUUCUGUUUUCUAUUUAUUGAAAGCAGAGAGAAACAGCAAAAAGAUGACCAUCUUAAAAAAAAAUGUGUUAUUGCUGAUGAUGCAUUGUAGUCUUUAAACGCCAUGUUGAGAGAUUGAUUUUGUACUGAACUUUGUAUUGUAGUUGCCUUGUUUUGUUGUACAUAAUUAUGUUUCUGUGUCUUUCAUAAACCAUUUUGUAAAUUAAGUCUAAUGUUUAUCAAUAAUGUGUUAUUGUUUGAACUUUGAA
Molecule: messenger RNA, 1944 nt
Organism: Glycine soja
Lineage: Eukaryota; Viridiplantae; Streptophyta; Magnoliopsida; Fabales; Fabaceae
Product: mitogen-activated protein kinase homolog NTF3-like
Exons: 4
Coding region: 466-1581 (371 amino acids)
Biological process (GO): intracellular signal transduction; protein phosphorylation
Cellular component (GO): cytoplasm; nucleus
Molecular function (GO): ATP binding; MAP kinase activity
Source: RefSeq, a predicted model, not a curated record